AUGCAUUUUCCUUCCAUUAGAAGCCCUCGUGCCACAGUGUCCUGCAUAGUAGAUGCGUACGCCAGGGACCACAGUCUGAUACUAUCUGUGGAGCAUAAAAACACGCUGAUUGACUAUCUCAUGCCGUACACCAAGCUCUCUCUGUACAUUCCGUCAUCGCACGAAAUAAGAACUCUUGCAAAAGUGUCCCUAAACAGAGAAGACCAAGAGAAAAUAGAUGAGAUCCUGUGCAAUAGCACAGCAGAAACACGCAAAGCGCUUUAUUUCCUGUUCAAAAUAAAGAACAAGAUAGGAGCAAAUAGUGUGAGUGCAGCUGCAAAUAAACUAGACACAGAAGAGAUGGCAAUGGGUGCUGUCAAAAAUGCGAGUAUAGGGGUGUAUAUGUCGUGGUUCAGAGAAAUAGCAGACGGAAAAAGCGAGUAUUUGAGGAAGAGUAUAGAGGCUGGCUUGUUUGAUAUAUGCUACACAGUGCACAGGGCAGGAGAAGCGUAUCUUUACCUCACUAAAAGAACAUUCACAGAGGGACCAGAGUCUACAAAGCCAUUCUACACCGUGCUCAAAAGACACCUGGACCGAUAUAGAAGCAGAAUCUAUUCAGAGACAGCGAGCGAUCUUUUCUCUUUUUACAUUGCUCAUAAUGAUGGUAUGCAGUGGAUUAUGAGAUUGCACCAUCUAGCGCAGGAGAUACUGCUGUAUGAAGAGAAGGACAAUGAAGCUGGGUGCAUAGUUGAGUUUACAAACAAAAUAAUAAAAUCGCCCUGGACAGAAAGAUUUGCUGAAGAGGUGCUGGAGGAGUACAGAGCGCCACUAUCGGACGGAGUGGUUAAAUGGAUGAACGGAUGUGCUGCUGUAAAUGGAUUCAUAAAAGAAAAGCCCCAGAGAACGAUUGAACAGAAAAGCAGAGGGUAUAGCGGCGUAUUGGAUAAAAUGAGCAUUAAAAACACCAUAAAUAGAAAUAUUGCUGAUAGCAACGACAAUAUGAUCCUUGCAGAUGGAGUACAUGAAAGCACUGCUGAUGAGAAUGACACUGUCUGGAGCAGAUCCGUGCUUGUAGAAAGAGAAAUACCGGCCAGCAUAUCGAAGGAAACAGCACGGCAGAUAGUCUACAUCGGGAGAACAAACAGACUUAUUCCUCUGCUAAAUAAAAAUAAUGAGUUUCAUCUGAGCACAGCGCCUGCUGAUGGCAUAUUCAAUGCACAGUGGAUUGCAGGUGCCUACGAAGAUGCUCAGCGAAUGAUAAAACACAAGCUAUUCGGAGAGUUUAAGAUACACGACCAUCUCAAAAGGAUAAGAGACGUUUUCUUUCUGUUUAGAAAUGAUUUUUCAUACGAUCUGUUUGUCUCUGUUGAGUCGCUAUUUUCCUCGGGCAUGUCGCUAGACUCUUCUUUGGUAGACGAGGUGUUGGACAGGUGCUUUGGCGUGGAAAUGGCAGAGUUUGUCGAUGUGAUCGUAAAAAAUAACAACUUUUCGCUUAUCUAUAAGGAAGUUUUCCCGUAUAAUUUGGCAGUUGGAAACAUAAAAAGCAUGCUGGUAGAGGGAUUUGAUCUAUUUUGGAACCUAAGAAUGGCAAUACAUGGAAUAUACAGAAUGCACCAAGAAAACAGAACAGCGCAGACAUGCCUAGUGGCACAUAGAGCAGGGGAGCUGGAGUACUACUAUUUUGAAAAAGUGCUUAGAACAAUGUGGAAGUUCAAAGGGCUUCCAGAAGACGUUUUGUACAACCCCGAGAAAAUAUCCAAGAAAGUAGAAGAUAUACUUUACCACCUAAUAUGCACCUGUAAAGAAACAUGCACACUUUCUAUUCUGCAAAAGAUAAGAGAACUGCUCAAACAGGAAGUCACUUCUUCCAGUGUAAGCAUGAUAAACAAUCUGCUACAAAGAAUAACACCAGAAUAA
This is a messenger RNA of Nematocida minor, 1896 nucleotides long. RefSeq lists its product as uncharacterized. The record is from RefSeq and is a predicted model, not a curated record. The coding region runs from base 1 to 1896 and encodes 631 amino acids. Lineage: Eukaryota; Fungi; Microsporidia. The transcript has a single exon.